AGAAGGAGAAGCGCGUUCACGCGUUUUGCUUGUAGUGGAGUGUGGAACGUUUAGGCAACGUGAUCUGGUUCUUCGCGGGAAGGUGGGCGCCCUGGUGCUUGGCUAGCCGCGGCGUUGCCGGCCUUUGGGGGCCGCAGAUUUGGUCUUUUUUCACUGAUAUAAGAGCUCGGCGGCGGGCCGCGCAGCGCCCUGACCCGUCCUCACCAUGUUGGUGCUGUUUGAAACGUCCGUCGGCUACGCCAUCUUUAAGGUUUUGAAUGAAAAGAAACUUCAAGAGGUUGAUAGUUUGUGGAAAGAAUUUGAAACUCCAGAGAAAGCAAAUAAAAUAGUAAAGCUGAAACAUUUUGAGAAAUUUCAGGAUACAGCAGAGGCAUUGGCAGCAUUCACAGCUCUGAUGGAGGGCAAAAUCAAUAAGCAGCUGAAGAAAGUUCUGAAGAAAAUAGUUAAAGAAGCCCAUGAACCCCUGGCUGUAGCUGAUGCUAAACUAGGAGGCGUCAUAAAGGAAAAGCUGAAUCUCAGUUGUAUCCAUAGUCCUCUUGUUAAUGAACUUAUGAGAGGAAUCCGUUCACAGAUGGAUGGAUUAAUCCCUGGGGUAGAACCACGUGAAAUGGCAGCCAUGUGUCUUGGGUUGGCACACAGCUUAUCCCGAUACAGAUUGAAAUUUAGUGCUGAUAAAGUGGAUACAAUGAUUGUUCAGGCAAUUUCCCUGUUAGAUGACUUAGAUAAAGAACUAAACAACUACAUUAUGCGGUGUAGAGAAUGGUAUGGCUGGCAUUUCCCUGAAUUAGGAAAAAUUAUUUCGGAUAAUUUGACAUACUGCAAGUGUUUACAGAAAGUUGGCGAUAGGAAGAAUUAUGCCUCGGCCACACUUUCUGAAUUACUGCCAGAAGAGGUUGAAGCAGAAGUGAAAGCAGCUGCAGAGAUAUCUAUGGGAACAGAGGUUUCAGAAGAAGAUAUUUGCAACAUUCUGCAUCUCUGCACUCAGGUGAUUGAAAUCUCCGAAUAUAGAACCCAGCUCUAUGAAUAUCUGCAAAAUAGAAUGAUGGCCAUUGCACCCAACGUUACAGUCAUGGUUGGUGAAUUAGUUGGAGCACGGCUUAUUGCUCAUGCAGGUUCUCUUUUGAAUUUGGCCAAACAUGCAGCUUCUACAGUUCAGAUUCUUGGAGCAGAAAAGGCACUCUUCAGAGCCCUCAAGUCUAGACGAGAUACCCCUAAGUAUGGUCUCAUUUAUCAUGCUUCACUUGUCGGCCAGACAAGUCCCAAACACAAAGGAAAGAUUUCUCGGAUGCUGGCAGCCAAAACUGUUUUGGCCAUCCGGUAUGAUGCUUUUGGUGAAGAUUCCAGUUCUGCGAUGGGAGUUGAGAACAGAGCCAAAUUAGAGGCCAGGUUGAGAACCUUGGAAGAUAGAGGGAUACGGAAAAUAAGUGGAACAGGAAAGGCAUUAGCAAAAGCAGAAAAAUAUGAACAUAAAAGUGAAGUGAAGACUUACGAUCCUUCUGGUGACUCCACACUGCCAACCUGUUCUAAAAAACGCAAGAUUGAACAGGUAGACAAAGAGGAUGAAGUGGUUGAAAAGAAGGCCAAAAAAGCCAAGGUUAAAAUUAAAGUUGAAGAAGAGGAGGAAGUAGUAGAAGUAGAAGAAGAUGUAGUAGAAGUGGUGGAAGAACAGGAGACAUCUGUGAAGAAAAAGAAGAAAAAGGACAAAAAGAAACACAUUAAAGAAGAACCGCUUUCUGAAGAAGAACCAUGCACCAGCACAGCAAUUGCUAGUCCAGAGAAAAAGAAGAAAAAGAAAAAAAAAAGAGUUAAUGAGGACUAAUGGAAGGAACCAUUCUUUCAAAGAUUUCUUAAUUGAAUCACCUGGAUACAUCAUGCUUAAGAUUCAGUCAGAAAUACACCAGAGAUGCUCUCUAAAAUAAUGGGAGGUUGGAUGAAACAAAAUGAUUAAUCAUCAAUAGCAUUUCAUACCUAUUUGUGUCUCAACAUCACAUCAGCUCUGUUAAUUUUAUUAUAUCAUCAUUUCUUA
Balaenoptera ricei (Rice's whale) is the source of this 2026-nucleotide messenger RNA. RefSeq names its product NOP58 ribonucleoprotein (gene NOP58). The coding region runs from base 206 to 1819 and encodes 537 amino acids. Gene Ontology annotation, cellular component: box C/D methylation guide snoRNP complex; small-subunit processome. Gene Ontology annotation, molecular function: snoRNA binding. The record is from RefSeq and is a predicted model, not a curated record. Lineage: Eukaryota; Metazoa; Chordata; Mammalia; Artiodactyla; Balaenopteridae. The transcript is spliced from 15 exons.